UUCGCUGGGGUGCAGCGCAGAAGCUUGCAACAUUGCUGAGUUCAGGGUGCCGCUCUCUUCGCUGGGGUGCAGCGCAGAAGCUUGCAACAUUGCUGAGUUCAGGCAGCGCCGUGCAUCGCUGGAGUGCAGCGCAGAAGCUUGCAACAUUGCUGAAUUAAGGGAGAGGCGUGCAUCGCUGGCGUGCAUUGGCGAAGAUUGCAAUAUUGCUGAGUUGAAGGAGCGCGGCGCCCUGCAGCGCCGUGCAUCGCUGGUGUGCAUCACAGACGCUUGCAACAUUGGCGAACCGAAGGAUCGGCGUGCAUCGCUGGCUUGCAGCGCAGAAACUUGGAGCAUUGCUGACUUCAGACAGCGGUGUGCAUCGUUGGCGUGCAUCGCCGAAGGUUGCAGCAUUGCUGAGUUGAGGGACCGCUGCGCGUCGCUGGGGGGCAGCGCUGAAGGUUGCAACGUUGCUGACUUCAGACAGCGGUGUGCUUCGCUCGCGUGCAUUGCUGAAGAUUGCAGCAUUGGCGAGCCAAGGGAGCGCCGUCCAUCGCUGGCGUCCAUCUCUGAAGGUUACAACAUUAGUGAGGCGAGGGAGCGCCGUGCGUUGCUGGCUUGCGGCGCAGAAUCUUGCAACAUUGGUGAGCCGAGGGAGCGGCGCGCCCCGCCGCCGGGCUUGCAGCUACCCCCAAUGGAGGAGAUGGAGGAAGAGCUGAAAUGCCCGGUGUGCGGGGCUCUAUUCCGGGAGCCCAUCAUCCUGCCCUGCUCGCACAACCUGUGCCUGGCCUGCGCCCGCAACAUCCUGGUGCAGACGCCCGAGGCCGAGUCCCCGCAGAGCCGAGCCUCGGCUGCCGACUACGACUACCUGGACCUGGACAAGAUGAGCCUUUACAGCGAGGCGGACAGCGGCUACGGCUCAUACGCCGGCUUCACCAGCGCGCCCGCCACGCCGUGCCAGAGGUCCCCGAACGGGGUGCGGGUUUUCCCACCGCCGCUGGCCGCCCGCAACUCGUGCAUCACAUGCCCGCAGUGCCACCGCAGCCUGAUCCUGGACGAGCGGGGGCUUCGCGGCUUCCCCCGCAACCGUGUGCUGGAGGGCAUCAUCGACCGCUACCAGCAGGGCCGGGCUGUGGCCCUCCGCUGCCAACUGUGCGAGAAGGCACCCCGGGAGGCCACUGUCAUGUGCGAGCAGUGCGAUGUCUUCUACUGCGAGGCAUGCCGCCUGCGCUGCCACCCUCCCCGCGGGCCUCUGCUCAAGCACCGCCUGCUGCCGCCCGCCCAGGGCCGCAUCUGCAGGCGCCUCAGCCCCCGCAAGAUCUCCACCUGCACCGACCACGAGCUGGAGAACCACAGCAUGUACUGCGUCCACUGCAAGGCGCCCGUCUGCUACCAGUGUCUGGAGGAGGGCAAGCACGACAGCCACGAGGUGAAAGCGCUCGGGGCCAUGUGGAAGCUGCACAAGAAUCAGCUCUCUCAAGCAUUGAAUGGAUUGUCAGAGAAGGCAAAAGAAGCUAAAGAAUUCUUGGCACUACUAAGGAACAUGGUGCAGCAAAUCCAGGAGAACAGCGUAGAGUUUGAAGCCUGCCUUGUUGCUCAGUGUGAUGCUCUCAUCGAAGCUCUGAACAGAAGGAAGGGACAGUUGCUUUCACGAGUGACCAAAGAACAUGAGCACAAACUGAAGGUGGUCAGAGAUCAAAUCAGCCAUUGCACCGUCAAGCUGCGCCAAACAACUGGUCUGAUGGAAUACUGCCUGGAAGUAAUUAAAGAGAAUGAUCCCAGUGGUUUCUUACAGAUUUCAGAUGCUUUGAUAAGGCGUGUGCUCUUUAUCGAUGAACAAUGGGGAAAAGGCAUACUUCAACCACGCCUGAACACUGACUUUGAUUUAACCCUGGACAACACACCACUCUUGCAAUCCAUCUUACAGCUGGACUUUGUGCAGAUGAAAGUUCCCUCUCCAGUGCCAUCAGCCCCAAUCCUGCAAUUGGAGGAAUGUGGUACGCGCAACAACAGUGCUACAUUGUCCUGGAAACAACCAUCACUUUCAUUAGUUCAAGUGGAGGGCUACAUUCUGGAGCUGGAUGAUGGAAUUGGUGGCCAAUUUAGAGAGGUCUAUGUUGGAAAAGAAACAAUGUGCACUGUUGAUGGUCUACAUUUCAACAGUACAUACAGCUCCCGAGUGAAAGCUUUCAACAAGGCAGGAGUUGGUCCAUACAGCAAGACACUUGUACUGCAGACUUCAGAGGUUGCCUGGUUUGCUUUUGAUUCAGGUUCAGCUCACCCUGACAUUCUGUUCUCUAAUGGCAACCUCACUGUUACCUGCAACAGCUAUGAUGACAGGGUAGUACUAGGAAACACCGGAUUUUCCAGAGGUAUCCAUUAUUGGGAGCUGAAUAUUGACCGCUACGACAAUCAUCCUGACCCUGCUUUUGGUGUGGCUCGUUUAGAUGUCUUGAAAGAUGUCAUGUUAGGAAAGGAUGAUAAGGCCUGGGCAAUGUAUGUUGAUAAUAACCGAAGCUGGUUUAUGCAUUACAACUCUCACACUAACAGAACUGAGGGAGGCAUUGCCAAAGGAGUCACAGUUGGAGUGUUGCUGGACUUCAACAAACGAACACUUACCUUUUCCAUUAACGAUGAACUACAGGGACCGGUUGCCUUUGAAGGCUUGGAAGGCCUCUUUUUCCCAGCAGUAAGCCUGAAUAGAAACGUGCAGGUAACACUCCACACUGGUUUGAAAAUUCCUCACUAUGGUGCUGCUGUUGCUAAUAAUGCAACAAGAGACCAAUGCACAUCCUAAUUCUGGCCAUUAUGCAAAAACUUGCUUGGGACCCAAGUGACAGCAAUACUGUACACUGCUAAGAUUCUUAAAGGAUUCAACAUCUCUUGAUACAAGUUUGUUAGUUGGUGCUUAAUGACUGGAGGAAAACCAAAAAUAGUUAACUACACUACAGUUGUGACGUACAUGAUUAUUACCAGAACAUGUGGUUACUUUGACGCUUUGUGUGCUAACUAAAAUUGUAAAAGCUUUGAUGAAGCCUAAAGUAAUAUAAUGUCUUUUUUUUUGUGCUGCUUUAAUUGCUGUGCACAAAUUUAGCUACUAUCAUUAAUUAGAAUGAAAAAGAACAAUGCCGUGCAAUGCAAUUGUUGAAAGUGCUGUAUUUGCAAGCAGUUACGUUGCAAGGUAUUCACAGUUGCUAUUAACCUUCAGGAUUUAUCCUGCCCUGUUGCCUUUGAAUAGAUAUAUAACACCAUUCCAAAACAGUUGUUUGAAUUAUCAAUGGGCAAUCUGUCUACUGCCAUUCAAAUUCCUGCUCAGAUUGCAAUGUUAAGUGCUUCAGGUGCCCAAUUAUCAGGAAAUUCUCACAGAUUUUAUUAUAUUGGAUAUUGAGCACUAACUUUUAAAAAUAGUCUUAUAUAUUCCAAUAUCAAACCUAGUGGGAUCAUUACAUCAAUGAAUGUGAAUAUACAGUUUGUAAAACAUUGGCCAAUAAUUGGUUUAUAUUUGGAUUAUUCCGUGAAUGAACUUCAAAUUUUAGUACACACGUUCUCAAGUAAAUGGGAACAUUGACAAUCGCAUUAUUAGGCUGGGCAGAUAAAAGAAAAUCAGAAUUGGUUUAAGGUGUUUUUAGGAAGUACAAUUCUUCAAAAAUCUGUUUUUUUAAUAAACUAAAAUGCUUUGGCUAGUGGGUGAAACGUGUAGUUUUUCUCCCAUAAUUUCUAUUGUGCUGUAGCCUGAAUAUGGUCUUUGGCUAGUGAAUGAGGAUAAGUCUUGAUUAACAAAAUACAUAUCCAUUACAAAUGGGAUACAUUUAUUAUUAUGCAAGGCGAUAAGCAUGAUCAUAGAAUCAUUAUCACACUGUCGGUCUUAUUGGUUUAUGCUGGCUUUGAAAGAGAUCCAGUUUUCCCAAUCCACUGGUAUUUUCCCACACUUUUCCCAAGUAUGUACCCAAUACAUUUUUGAAAAUCACUACUAUUUUUGGAAGUAUUUCUCCUUAUCUUUCCAUGUUUUAAAUAGAACAUUGGUACUUCCUUACAAUAUGAACAUGAUUCAAGUCGCAUGCUAUUGCUUUUUUUUAUAUACCUUUCUUGUCACCUUCAAGGGCUUCUUCACAAAUGCCAUAGCUGAAGCCAAAAAAGUGGUUGAUAAGAGUAGUAAACUGCUUUUAUUAUUCUGUACCUUUGUUAUAAGGCAAGCAAUACUGCUUGUUUUGAUAUUUUAUCAUCUUAUUCUGGUGCCUUUAUAGACGUAUGUAUAAACGGCCAAGACUCAUUGUUCCUGGAUUAUAUUUAACAUUGUGAGAGUUAAGUUUGCCUCUAAUUCUACAAUCCAAACGUUUUUACUUUCCAUGACUCUGCAUUAAAUUUUAAAUUUCACCAUCGCAGAAACAUGUUCUGCUUUUCUUAAGUUCUCUCAGCUUCGUUAAUCAAGUUUUCAAUCCUAUUCUGGAAGUUAUUUAUCACUGGGAUUUUCUACCUUUUAAAAUGAUUUAAUAGAUAUCUAAGUAUGUAUACAUUAAUUAUUUAAAAGUACAAGCCUAGAAAUGUAUUUUUCACUGGUAGUGCUAUAACAGAGCACAUGGCCCCCACUCCAUUUCCAAAAUUUGGUUCCAAUUACAGACAUACGGGAGGACAUGUAGUUUUUAGGUUCCAUUGGAACGGAAUUUUGGAAGUUGACUGAUUUAUACACAUUGUAGUGUUAGAUUACUUGACAUUUCUUCCCAUUACCGUACCCUCAUGUACAGAAAUUUAAUGUAUUUCGAUUUUCAUUCAUUCAAAUAAUUUAAAUCUCAGGUCAGGUCAAGCUUCAGCAUGGUCAUUCUCCUACUUAAGUUUACAGUAUUAAAACACCUAUUUUGGCUACAGUGGAACAGAACUUUCAAAGCUGACUAAAUUGUGCAGCUCCUCCAGCAUGUACUUAGUACAACAAAGCAUAAAAAUUGUUACGUAUUAAAAGUGCUGGCUGAUUGGCACUCAAAUUGUUUUCAGAAAACAAACUGUUUAGCAACUCAUCUGCUCAGGAAAGUACAAAUUCUUAAAAUUAUUAAGCAAUUCAAACAUGAAUAUAAAACUGAUUGGUAAUCCAAACAACCAGGCAUUAUUUUAAAAGGACAAUGCAACACUGUUUAACCUUCAGAACCUUAAUUUUGAUUCUAAAUAAGGUCUUGUAUCGAAGUGCUGAUAACAUAUGCAUGCUGCAUGUUAGAAUUGUAAACAGCUAGUUAUCCAUUUAGAAGGAUUUCCAGACCAUCGCAACAACGGCGUGAAAAGUUCAGUUGCUAAAAUCCUUUUGUGCCAAUCGCGUCAAACAGGAAUUUAGAUGAAGGGGUUGUAGCUUCAAAAAGAGCAGUAAUUAAAAGGAAAAAGAAAAC
Molecule: messenger RNA, 5345 nt
Organism: Amblyraja radiata (thorny skate)
Lineage: Eukaryota; Metazoa; Chordata; Chondrichthyes; Rajiformes; Rajidae
Gene: trim9
Product: tripartite motif containing 9
Exons: 10
Coding region: 671-2773 (700 amino acids)
Cellular component (GO): cytoplasm
Molecular function (GO): protein binding; zinc ion binding
Source: RefSeq, a predicted model, not a curated record